AUGACCUCUUUCCUCCGACAAAUUGUCGCUGGCCCGCGGUCGCGCCACUCGGAAACUAAUCUGGAUCUCUGCUACGUAACACCACAGAUUAUUGCGACUUCCGGUCCCAGUGGUCGUUAUCCUCAGCGAGCCUAUCGAAACCCCCUAGAUCAAUUUGUGAGAUUUCUGGACUACAAUCAUGGAAGUGAUUGGGCGAUAUGGGAAUUCCGUGCUGAGGGUACUGGAUACCAAGAUGAAGAGGUUUACGGGAGAAUAAACCAUUACCCAUGGCCAGACCAUCAUCCACCUCCGUUCAAAUUGGUGCCUGCCAUCCUCGCAGAUAUGAGAGACUGGCUGGAGAAAAAAGACAAGAAAAAGACUGGGAACGAUCGAGUCAUAGUUAUACACUGCAAGGCCGGAAAGGGUAGGAGUGGAACAAUGGCUUGCAGCUACCUGAUCUCAGAAUGUGGAUGGCAGCCCGAGCAAGCUUUGGCAAGAUUUACUGAACGAAGAAUGCGCCCUGGCUUCGGUCAAGGGGUCAGCAUUCCAAGUCAACUACGAUGGGUGGGCUAUGCCGACCAAUGGGCCAAACACGGAAAGAAUUAUGUUGAUAGACAAGUUGAAAUUUUGGAGCUUCGUGUCUGGGAACUGCGGAAAGGUGUCAAGAUACAGGUUGAAGGGUACAUCGAAGAAGGGAAGAAAAUUAAGCCUUUUCAUCGCUUUACAACGAACGAGAGAACAGUUGAAGGUGACAGUUCAGAAAAUGAAAAGUCAAGCGGGACAGUCGGAAUAACCAGCAAAAAGAAGGAAUCUUCGAACAUCUUAAACAAAUUUUCCUCCAGCACGAAGAGCUCGGCCCUCUCAUCUCCGCUUGCUAGAAAAAAUGUCACUAUAUAUAAACCUUCAUUGCGUAUAAUUUUACCUACUAGCGAUAUCAAUAUAGAUUUCGAACGUCGAAGCAAAAAUAGUAUAGGCUGGACUAUGGUCACGUCCAUAGCACACGUAUGGUUUAAUUGUUUCUUUGAGGGACUUGGGCCUGAUAAAAUUGCACAGCCUAGGGAUAAUGGAGUCUUUGAGAUUGAGUGGGAUAGAAUGGAUGGUAUUAAAGGAUCAAGCAGAAAAGGAGCAAGAGCUUUUGAUCAUUUGGCUGUUGUAUGGAGAGUUUGUGACCCGGUAGAAAGAGACCAGCAAGGAGAAAUGACACUUUCGUCGCAAACUCAAUCGAAAGUGUCGCAAAUUCCCGUAGUAGAUAGUAAAUCUACUGCCAAGACUAGAUCAAUUCAAGAUAAGGAAUCGGCUACAAGAACUAUGAGUCUUGUAUCGAAUAGUUCAAGCCCAGCUUGCAAGGAAGAAAAGCAUCAGAUAGAGCAUCAUAAAAGCGAUGGGCCAAUGACCCACAGCUCAAGUGACACAGAUCUUGAAGCUGUAGAAUCAAGUUCCAAAAAAGAUUUGAGUAAAAAAGCAUCGAUAGAAAACCAGUCUCCAUGCCAAAAUUCUCAGGAAAAACCAGCAGCAUUAGACAGUAGUUAG
Blumeria graminis f. sp. triticale is the source of this 1509-nucleotide messenger RNA. Lineage: Eukaryota; Fungi; Ascomycota; Leotiomycetes; Helotiales; Erysiphaceae. The record is from the annotation of a GenBank genome assembly.